ACAAUAUUAAUCAAAGUUCACAACAUUUUUUUAUAUAAAUAAAAUUCCCAUUUUUUCUCUUCUCCAAAUUCUCCUAAGUAAAAUUUCUCCAUUACAAUUCUAGCCAUUUUCUUGAUCUAAUGGCAUCAAUUGCACAAAAUGGACAUGUUAAUGGAGAAGUUGUAGCCAUGGAAUUAUGCAAGAAAUCAAUUAAUGUUGAUGAUCCAUUGAAUUGGGAAAUGGCUGCUGAAUCUUUAAGAGGGAGUCAUUUGGAUGAAGUGAAAAAGAUGGUGGAUGAAUUUAGAAAGCCAAUUGUUAAACUUGGGGGUGAAACUUUGACAGUUGCACAAGUUGCAUCCAUUGCAAAUGCUGAUAAUAAAAGUAAUGGGGUCAAAGUGGAACUUUCGGAAAGUGCAAGGGCUGGUGUGAAAGCUAGUAGUGAUUGGGUUGUGGAUAGUUUGAGUAAAGGUACAGAUAGUUAUGGUGUUACUACUGGAUUUGGUGCAACAUCUCAUAGAAGAACCAAAAAUGGUGGUGCCCUUCAAAAGGAACUUAUUAGGUUCUUGAAUGCUGGAGUUUUUGGCAAUGGAACAGAAUCAUCUCACACUUUGCCACAUUCAGCAACAAGGGCAGCUAUGCUUGUUAGGAUCAACACUCUGCUUCAAGGCUACUCUGGCAUUAGAUUUGAAAUCUUGGAAGCAAUUACUAAGUUGAUCAACAGCAACAUCACCCCAUGUUUGCCCCUCCGUGGCACAAUCACUGCCUCGGGUGAUCUUGUCCCUCUUUCCUACAUAGCUGGUUUGCUCACUGGCAGGCCUAACUCCAAGGCUGUUGGACCAAAUGGUGAGAAACUUAAUGCUGAGGAAGCGUUCCGCGUGGCUGGUGUUAGUGGUGGAUUUUUCGAGUUGCAGCCUAAAGAAGGACUUGCACUUGUGAAUGGUACAGCAGUUGGUUCUGGUAUGGCAUCAAUGGUCCUGUUUGAUUCCAACAUUCUUGCUGUCAUGUCUGAAGUUUUAUCGGCGAUUUUUGCUGAAGUGAUGAAUGGAAAGCCCGAAUUCACUGACUAUUUGACACACAAGUUGAAGCAUCACCCUGGUCAGAUUGAGGCUGCUGCUAUUAUGGAACACAUUUUGGAUGGCAGCUCUUAUGUCAAGGCAGCUCAGAAGCUCCAUGAAAUGGAUCCUCUUCAAAAACCAAAGCAAGAUCGUUAUGCUCUCCGAACAUCUCCACAGUGGCUUGGCCCUCAAAUUGAAGUCAUCCGUGCAGCAACUAAGAUGAUUGAGAGGGAGAUUAACUCAGUGAACGACAACCCAUUGAUCGACGUUUCAAGAAACAAGGCCUUACAUGGUGGCAACUUCCAAGGUACCCCUAUUGGUGUCUCCAUGGAUAAUACAAGAUUGGCCCUUGCAUCAAUUGGGAAAUUGAUGUUUGCCCAAUUUUCGGAACUUGUCAACGACUAUUACAACAAUGGGCUGCCAUCUAAUCUCACAGCAGGAAGGAAUCCAAGCUUGGACUAUGGACUCAAGGGAGCUGAAAUUGCAAUGGCUUCUUACUGCUCGGAACUUCAAUUUUUGGCAAAUCCAGUGACUAACCAUGUCCAAAGUGCUGAGCAACACAACCAAGAUGUGAAUUCAUUGGGCUUAAUCUCAGCAAGGAAAACCGCUGAGGCUGUUGACAUCUUGAAGCUAAUGUCAUCAACCUAUCUCGUGGCGCUUUGCCAAGCUAUCGACUUAAGGCAUUUGGAGGAAAACUUGAGGAAUGCUGUCAAGAACACAGUGAGCCAAGUAGCUAAGAGAACUUUGACAAUGGGUGCUAAUGGUGAACUUCAUCCUGCAAGAUUCUGCGAGAAGGAAUUGCUUCGAGUCGUGGACAGGGAAUACGUGUUUGCCUAUGCUGAUGAUCCCUGCAGUUCAACCUACCCUUUGAUGCAGAAGCUGAGACAAGUCCUUGUUGAUCAUGCAAUGAAUAAUGGUGAAAGUGAGAAGAAUGUGAACAGCUCAAUCUUCCAAAAGAUUGUAGCUUUCGAGGACGAAUUGAAGGCUAUGUUGCCUAAAGAAGUUGAGAGUGCAAGAGCUGUUCUUGAAAGUGGCAACCCUUCAAUUCCUAACAGGAUCACAGAAUGCAGAUCAUAUCCAUUGUACAGGUUGGUGAGACAAGAACUUGGAUCAGAACUGUUGACAGGUGAAAAAGUUCGAUCGCCCGGUGAGGAGAUUGACAAGGUGUUCACAGCAAUGUGCAAUGGACAGAUUAUUGAUCCAUUGUUGGAGUGUCUCCAGAGCUGGAAUGGUGCUCCUCUUCCAAUCUGCUAAAUGUUUGCCAGAUAAAGGACCAGUUGUUAAUGCUUGUCUAGUGCUAUUUUUCAGAUUCUUUUUUUACUCUAUGGUGAAUUACUAUCAUAACAUGUUGUGAACUUACGUCUUUUUUGGUUAACUUGAGAGAGUGUUUAAACUCUCUUAAAUAUGAAUAUGUCUCUUUUCAGUAAAAAACUUAAAUGAAAAGUGACAGUGUGCUUGUGUCUAUUCAA
Solanum verrucosum is the source of this 2503-nucleotide messenger RNA. Its product is annotated as phenylalanine ammonia-lyase-like. Gene Ontology annotation, cellular component: cytoplasm. The transcript is spliced from 2 exons. The record is from RefSeq and is a predicted model, not a curated record. Gene Ontology annotation, biological process: L-phenylalanine catabolic process. Gene Ontology annotation, molecular function: ammonia-lyase activity. Lineage: Eukaryota; Viridiplantae; Streptophyta; Magnoliopsida; Solanales; Solanaceae. Bases 120 to 2288 code for a protein of 722 amino acids.